This is a messenger RNA of Artibeus jamaicensis (Jamaican fruit-eating bat), 4330 nucleotides long. Its product is annotated as membrane cofactor protein-like. The transcript has 12 exons. Gene Ontology annotation, biological process: negative regulation of complement activation, classical pathway. Lineage: Eukaryota; Metazoa; Chordata; Mammalia; Chiroptera; Phyllostomidae. The record is from RefSeq and is a predicted model, not a curated record. Bases 126 to 1307 code for a protein of 393 amino acids. Gene Ontology annotation, cellular component: cell surface.
CCGUCACUUCCUCUUGGGCGUCGCCCAGGCUGUACACCAGCAGGGUUCCGCACUUAAGCUGCCGCGAGUCUGACGUUUGGUGGGGUGCUGACCGUUCCUCACGUUUCCUGCUAACCUCCCGGAAAAUGACGGCUUAUUGCCGGUCUCGAACGACAUCUGCCCGCCGCCCCGAGAGUUCCUUUUCUUCUUGGAGCUUUGUUGGGAUCUUCCUAAUGGUACUAGUGUUCCUGCUACCCACAUCCACCGAUGCCUGUGAUGCUCCACUGAGGUAUGAAUCUAUGAUGCUCAAAGAUUCUCCUAAAGAAACUUACUCUCCUGGGGACAGUGUAGAAUAUCAGUGUCGCCCAGGAUACAUACGUAUUAUCCCUCCUCUUCCUGCGUCUGCUGUUUGUCAUCCUAACAACUCAUGGGGACUUCUCCAGGAGGCUUGUAGAAGAAAACCAUGUCCACAACCAGGAGACCCUGUAAAUGGCCAAGUCAGUGGAAGUUUUCAGUUUGGUUCAGUGGCUCACUAUACUUGUAAUGAGGGUUAUUACUUAGUUGGAGAAGCAACUCUAUAUUGCGAGCUCAUUGGAGACAAUGUGGGCUGGAAUGCUGAUCCCCCGCACUGUGAGAAGAUUUUGUGUCAGCCACCUGAACAAAUAGAAAAUGGUGUCACCAGUAGCCAUAAGGAAAAAUAUGAAUAUAAUGAAGUAGUAAUUUAUAGUUGUAAUCCUUCAAGUGGACCACAUAAAUACUCACUGAUUGGAGAGAGCAAGCUUAUUUGUUCUGGGCAUAAUGUAUGGAGUAGUGACCCUCCUAUGUGCAAAGUAGUCAAAUGUGAGUCUCCAAUCCCGAAAGAUGGAGUACUGCUUUCAGGACAUAAAACACAAUUUUACUACCAAGACACAGUUCAACUGGGAUGCAAGGAGGGCUUUGACCUUCAAGGCAGCAAGACAGUUGUCUGCGGAGCUAACAAUAAUUGGGAACCACAGCUGCCACAGUGUAUUAAAGUGCCAACGCCCCCCAGCACAACACCUCCAGUUGCCACUGUCUCAGGUCCUGUUACUUCAACCAAGCCUUCAGGCACAAGUCAUCCAGGAACUUCACCUCCAGCAUCACCCAGCCCACCAACUGGUUCUUUAGGUGGAGGAGUAAUUGCUGCAAUUGUCUUUUCUGUGGCUGCUGUCCUUGCAGUCAUUGGCAGCUACUUCCUGUACCGUCACAAGAAGAAAGGGAAAACAGAGGUGAAUGCCGAGUACAGGCCUUGCCAGGACAAGUCGAGCACUCCAGCAGAGCACGAAGUGGUUUCCCCCAAACUGGCAUAAGACUUUUUACCUUCUGACUCUGUUAGAAUGUCAAGGUCCACAUUAACUUCGCACGGCUGCUGUGCACAACAGUAUGGAGCAUCCUCAAAAAGUUAAACACAGAACCCCCUUAUGACCUGGCAGUUCCACUUCUGGGUACCUAUCUGAAUGGAGUGCAGUCAUGAUGUGGAAGAGAUACCUGCCCCUCCCUGUUUGUUGCAGCAUUAGUUACAAUAACCAAGACGUGGAAACAGCCAAAGUGUCCGUCGACAGAUCGGUGGACAAAGGCAGGUAUACUUGCACAGUGAAAUACUAUUCAGUCAUAGAAAGGAAAUCCGGACCUUGGCAACAACGAGGAUGGACCUUGAGGGCAUUUUGCUAAAUGAAAUGUCAUACAGGGGAGACAAAUACUGUGUGACCUUACAUGUAGAAUCUAUAAAAAAACAAGCCAUCCAUUUUGGAGGGACCGGAGGUGGGUGGUGGGUGGUGGGGUAAGAAAAUUGAAUGAGGUGUUCAAAAGUCACAGACUUACAGUUACAGGCGCAUAUUGGGAUGUGACACGCAGCAUGGUGACCGGUGUGCUGGAGUGCAUGUCGGCAAGUUCUUAAUGUUAAAAAUUCUACUCACAAAGAAAAAAAAAAUUUGUAACUGAGUCAGGUAUAAACUAAAAUUAUUGUGCUAUCAUUUCAUAAUGCAAAUUAUUAAAUCAUGUUCACCUUAAACAUACAGACGUACACAUUAUAUCCAUAAAACUAUAAAGGAAGAGCCUACAGAGGUGCUCAAUGAUUUCUUACAUUUGUCAUGAGUGUUCAGACGGUGCUCAGGGUUUUUUUGUUUGUUUAUUAUUUUUCAAGUACAGUUUUCUGGUUUUUACUCCCAUCCCAGCCCAGCCCACCCACCCAGCCCUCCCUGCUCCCUCCCAUUUCCACCCCCCUUAGUUGUUGUCCGUGUGUCCUUUAUACUAGUUCCUGUAAAUCCUUCCCCUUUACCCCUGAAAUUCCCUCCCUUCUCCCCUCUGGUCACUGUCCACCUGUUCUCUAUUUCUGGGUCUUUGGUUAUAUUUUGCUCGUUUGUUUGUUUUGUUGUUUAGGUUCCUGUUAAAGGUGAGAUCAUAGUAUUUGUCUUUCACCGCCUGGAUUAUUUCACUCAGCAUAAUGUUUUCCAGUUCUAUCCCUGCUGUUGCAAAGGGUAGGAGCUCCUUUCUGCUACAGGUAUAAUUGUCAUUGUCCUUCCAUGCUUCUCUGAAAGGGGCAUGAAUUUGUGUCUGAACACCCUGGCGCUUGUACCUCGAAGAGCAAUUGGCAUUUGCAGGGCGAGUGAACACAGGGCCCCUGGUGGUGUUAAGGUAGAAAAUGUUUUUAUAAAAAUCUCAAAAUUUAGAGAAAUAUACUUCAAAAUGAGAUUACAUUUCACCUGUAAAGAAUGUGACUUUGGAACCCUUUAUUAAAAAGUUAGUAAUACCAACUCUUAAGAUUCAUGCUUUCAACUGUUAUAUAUAUGGAAUAUAGUUUAUUGUAAAAAGUUUGUGUAAAUAUGCAUAUAAAACUUGAGCCCUUAAAAAUUAAAAACAAGACUACUAAAAACUGAGUUUAAGUUUGACCUCCUUAACUAAGGAUAUUAUUGGAAUAUACUCAGAGGAAACAGUAAAAUUCUAUUAAAAAGAAACAUUUGUAACUUCUUGGUUGUUUAGAGAAGCCAUAAGUAAAGUUAAUGUAUGGCAUUUGUUCACUUUUUUUUUAAGAUUUUAUUUAAUUUUAGAGAGGGGAAAGAAUGGGAGAAAGAGAGGGAAACAUCAACAUGUUGUUGCCUCUUGAGCACCCCUACUGGGGACCUGGCCUGCAACCCAGGUAGGUGCCCUGAGUGGGAAUAGAACUGGCGACACUUUGGUUCACAGGCUAGCGGUCAAUCCCCCGAUCCACACCAGCCAAGGCUGUUCAUUUUAAUAUCAACUAAUCUAAAUCGGUAAAACUUCAGCAACAGUCGUAUACGUCUAUAAAAAGUUAGAACACAUUCAAUAACAAGAAUGCCAGCUUAAUACAAAGUGAAUGCUGUGGCCUUGUAGUUUUUUCAGGGAGAAUUCUACUCUUUAAGGGAUGUAGAGUUCUGGCCUUGGUGGUUUUCUCCCCCUACUUGAAAAAAAAAACAUAGCUCACUCACUCGGUCACCUAGCCUUAGGCAGUUUUGUGGGGAGUAGACUUAGAUAACCUCAAGUUGCAUCAGAAUUAGUUUUUGUAUGCAUCUUGCCAGAAAAGGAAACUGUGUUGUUUGUGGGUCCUAGAAGAGAAAUCUCUUAGCUCAGUUACCACUUCAUGCUCAGGUGGAACAGAUUCCCCCUCUUCUGAGUCCUCACACCAGUCAGGGUCGCUUUCAGAUGACCCAGUGGACAAAAAGGAGGGACUGCUACUCGAAUUCUUUCUUACACAUUUUGUUUUACACUUUUCUGUUUUGUAGCACAAAUUGGGCCAAAGAGAUGUUGCCCCAAAUUGGACAUGAUUUGGGGAAUCAGUGGACCAGAGGAAAGACUGUUUUACUCUAUAAAGUGUGCCUUCCCUCUGUAAUCUCUGGUGAGGGGCAUUUGGAAGAUGACUUUGAGUGGGAAUAAACUGGAAUUUGGAAUUACAAGUCUACUUAUUUUCACAUACUUAUUUUGAAGAAUAUAGUGCUUGCUUAGAAGCAGGGGUAGAUGUACUAUUUACUUGUUAAAGCCUAAUUGAAAUAUUUUUCAACCAAAGAUUGCCACACUUACCAAAAUAAGUGAACUUUUAUAGUAGUUUAUGCUUCAAAUUAAUUUUUUUCAAUUUAAUAUGAGAUUAAUAUAUAUAAAUAGUAUGUCAAAUAAUUUUUCAGUUGCUGAAAUUAUGAGGGAACCAAUUUUUGUUGAAAAGUUUGUUCAAAUGACAGAGAAGGAAGGAUAUUUGAAUUAAAGUUUCUUAAAGCUGGGAAAAAAUGUAUUUGCAGUGAAAUGGGAAGCCCCGUGUGUAGAGGAGGUUUUUGAAAAAAUCUUCAAAAUCUGCUAAAAAUAAAAUGGAAGAUUAUGAACUUUC